Messenger RNA from Xiphias gladius (swordfish), 2195 nucleotides. RefSeq names its product heterogeneous nuclear ribonucleoprotein U-like protein 2. Gene Ontology annotation, molecular function: protein binding. The coding region runs from base 158 to 2104 and encodes 648 amino acids. Gene Ontology annotation, cellular component: membrane. The record is from RefSeq and is a predicted model, not a curated record. Lineage: Eukaryota; Metazoa; Chordata; Actinopteri; Istiophoriformes; Xiphiidae. The transcript has 11 exons.
GAGCCAAUCACAAACCAGGGCUCCAUAUUGAACCGUUGUUUUGAUCCGAACAUUCGCUCUUUUACUACAGUUUAUUUAUUUUUAUUUUUUAUUUUUUCAAUUAAAGAAGCCAUAGCUUGAAUAAGAAGACAACUGAAUCCAUUCUCACACGGGAACAAUGAGGCUAACGGAUAUCAGAAAGUUAAAAGUGGCGGAGCUGCGCUCCAGACUUAAAGAACUUGGGCUGGACAGUAGAGGACUGAAGGCUGAGCUGGUAGACAGGCUGUGGUCUGCUUUGGAGAGAGGACUGAGUGGGAAAGACGGUGAAACAGGGGUAAAACUAGAACAUGACGGCUCACCGACACCUUCAGCACCGACGGAUACAACGGAGGUCGUCGCACCGUCCUCAUCACCACCGACAGAAGCGGGAAUUAUUGCGCCAUGUAGCCUAGACAGCACCAGAGAGUAUAAAGACACCGGUACACAGACUGAGACUGGUGCCGGUGUAACAGCACUACAACACGGCUCUGAGUUGGUUUCAGAGUCCGUUACGGGAUGCCAGGCUGAGGAAGGAGAGGUGGAUGGUCCCGGAGAGGACAGGAGAGCUCUGUCAUCAGAGGAGACGGGCAGGGGAAGAGCUUUCUACGAGUUCAAAGAGGAGAUACGAUACAAAAGAGCCAAAUCACCACAGCCUCCAGUGGAUAGAGAGGAGGCAGAGGAGAACAAUGAAGAUAAAGUGAGAGUAGAUCCAUAUGACAGUCACCUCCAUUUUGAGGUGGGUCCUGAUGGAUCCGGUGGGCAGCCACGGUUCUGGGCUCAGUUCCCCUCACUGUGGUCAGGCUCCAGGCUCACUCACGGGGUGCUGCAGGGCAGGGUGGGCUUUGAGGUGAGGCUGGAGAGGAAGUUGUUGACUAAACAGCUGGAGGAACAAGAGUUCAUGGAGCCCUAUGGUCUGAGGGUAGGCUGGUCAGUGGCUAACACCUCUCUGCUGCUGGGGGAGGAUGAACUCUCUUUUGCUUAUGAUGGGCGCAGUAAAAAAGUGUCAGGUGGAAAGGAAGAGGAGUUUGGAGAACCUUUCUCAGAGGGGGAUAUCAUUGGCUGUUACGCUUCUUUCUCCGCAGGCGCUGCCAUUCAACUCUCUUUCCAUAAGAACGGUCGUUUCAUGGGUGUGGCCUUUUCCCUGGGUGCCUCUGUGCUGCAGGGUGUUCCUCUUUUCCCUCACGUCCUCUGUAAAAGCUGUUCAGUCAGAUUCCUCCUGGACCCCACAACUCCUCCCUGGUACCCUGGCCCUCCAGGUUUUACACCGCUGGCAGCUCUCCCUGCUGGGCAGAGGGUGCGCUCUACAUUUGCCCCUUCUUCCAGAGCACAGUGUGAGGUGUUGUUGAUGGUGGGUCUUCCUGGUUCUGGGAAGAGCCACUGGGCCAAGACUCACAUGAAGAAGCAUCCAGAGAAACAGUACAAGCUGCUGGGCACAGAGGAGCUGCUCGCAUGUAUGGUGAGUGGAGGACAGAGCAGCAGGCUGCAGCAGGCCUCUCAGUGUCUAACUGAUUUAAUCAAGAUGGCUGCUCAGACUCCUGGCAACUACAUCCUUGACCAGUGCAACAUCCUCUUCUCGGCACGCCGUCACAAGCUGCAACUGUUCGCAGGCUUCAGGCGGCGUGUGGUGGUGGUUUUUCCAUCUGCCGACGAGUGGAAAAGACGACUGUUGCAGCACCAGACGAGUGACGGGGAGCAGAUCCCAGAAACCGCCCUGCUCAAACUCCAAGUGAGCUGCAGUCUUCCAGAGCAGCAGACUGACCUGCUGGAGGAGCUGCAGUAUGUUGAGCUGCCUCAGGAACGGGCGCAGACGCUCCUGCAGGAGUACAAAGACUGUGCUCGCAGAUUGCUGCCACCCAUCCCCAAACAGGACAGGAAGAAAGCCCGACUUCACAAGAAAAGACCCCACCCUCAAGGCCCUCCGCCAUCACAUAGGAUCAAGUGGACUGGGAUAAAUGGGUGGAACGACCCAAGACUCAACAUCCAUUCAUGGAGCCAGCACCCAAGAUAUUGGAACGUCGCUUAUCAGGACCCGAGCUACAACUACAACAGAGACUUUGGUUACAGUGGUUAUGAGGGUUACUGGUGAAGAAACCGAUGCUGCUGCAUUACCUGUGUUUACAAGGAAAAUAGGUCUUUUGAUCAGUCAUUUAAUUAAAAAAAAAAAAAAAAAAAAAAGA